AUGAGUUUCUUCCUCACUCCUCUGCUGGGACGGACUGCACGAUCUGCUACCGCUAUCGCCACCACCGCUACCUCCGCCGUCUCCCAGACCGUCCCCAUCGUCGCCGUCCUCAGCAACUCGGCCAGCAGACUCGCCGUCGCCGCUGCCGCCAUCACCACGCCGGCCCAUAUCCCGACCUCAAUGUUGCGAAGGUACGCCCUCGGUUUCUCCAGCGCCGCGAGGCCCCUAUCUACCAUGUCGUCUACCACACCGUUGGAAGACGCGAUCCGCUCUAAGCUCACCGCAGCUUUCUCCCCUGCCACUCUUGAGAUUCACAACGACUCCCACCUCCACUCCCACCACAAGGCCAUGGUGGGGAACACAUCCAAAGAAACCCACUUCAGGCUAGUCAUCGUGUCCGACGCCUUUAAGACCAAAAUGCAACCUGCCCGCCACCGCAUGGUCUACGCGCUCCUUCGCGAGGAGCUCGGCCAGGAGAACGGCAUCCACGCCCUCCAGCUCAAGACCUUGACGCCCGAGGAGGAGGAGCGUCACAGGGCCAAGGCUGCCGCCAAGGCUCAGGAGGCCGCCUCCGAAACCUGA
Molecule: messenger RNA, 582 nt
Organism: Verticillium dahliae VdLs.17
Lineage: Eukaryota; Fungi; Ascomycota; Sordariomycetes; Glomerellales; Plectosphaerellaceae
Product: BolA domain-containing protein
Exons: 3
Coding region: 1-582 (193 amino acids)
Source: RefSeq, a predicted model, not a curated record